AUGGCGGAUUCCCCUCCGGAACAGCCCCUCAUCCACACCAGCGAAGGCGGAGGUGAAGACGCAUGGAACGUCGGCGAAGCUGCAGCCUUCCUUGUCGACGUCUCACAGAGUACCAAAUAUGCUUCUCCGACUCCCCCACCUAUCCAAGCCUCCCAAACCUCCCAAGCUUCUGCCGCAGGCCACAAAUUACGCAAGAAGGGAGCUGGAACUGGCGCCUGGAAUACGCCCAUCACUCGCACGGAGACCAGCGCGCAGACGUUCGGGUUCGAAGACAAGACCGCCAAGAGUCGGAAUCUGCGCCUCGGUGAAGAGAUGAAAGGUCGCAUGUUAGGGCCAAUGCCCGUAGAGGAAUUCCUACGGGAGUUCCUCUCCGCCGACACGAUCUCGUUCAAGGAUAUGCCCUCGCCCAAGAGCGCGUUCAGCCGUGUUCCGAAGAAAUCGGACAAGAUUACGAAGGAAACCGACAUAUAUGCUCCACUGAUCAAAGCACUUAAUGCCGACACAACUCCUGGCCACGAGCGAGGCUCUCGCUGCCCCGGUUUCACCUUUCGCGACACGUCGAACCACCCAGACACGUCGGGUGGCGUCAUUGGCGGCAAGAAGCCCGAUGUAUGCUGCUACAAGGACGAUCAUCUCGAAGCAGUCAAGGCGAGCGAUAGCGAAACUUCGCUGCGGUCCCGGACUGACAUGGGCCUUGUCGCGACCUUCUUCGAGAUCAAGUUGCGUAAGGAGUCAGAUUUCUUCUGUGAUCCUCAUUGGAAGACGGCGGAUGACACACUCCGCAAGCGUUCCUUCGUGUUUGGAGACUCAGCUGCAGCAGACCUUCCCGAGUUACAGGAGAGUUUCGGACAAAACGUGGCGUACGCUUCCGAGGUCGGCAUGCGACAAUUUCGUCAGUGCGUAUACUCGCUCAGCAUGGCCGGUACGCGCGUGCGCCUGAUACGAUGGGACCGUGCCGGCGCCGUCGUUUCAAAAGGCUUCGACAUCCACAAGAACCCAGAGCACCUGUGCAGAUUCCUCUGGUGCUUCUCCCACGUCUCAGACUCCGAGCGCGGCUACGAUUUGACCGUUGAGCCCGCUACGGCCGAGGACGCCAAUUUGUUCGAAUCCCUCAUCAAGGAGCACAUCAAGAAACAACUUCCUCUAGCCUCUUCCGAUGACUUGGAAAAAGCCCUCAAAGAACACUACUCCGUCUCUUGUGUCACUUCCGUCUCCGUUCGUCGAAAGUCCGAUGAAGGCCUGUCCUAUCAGUACCUUGUCUCCCGGCCGAUCGUCGCACCCAUUUCCCAGGCUGGCCGCGCUACCCGGACGUAUUGGGCAGUCGAUCGCGCGGCGAGGAAGGUCGUCUUCCUGAAGGACACCUGGAGGCAGACCUCGGACAAGACCGAGGGUUCGAUUAUGAAAGACUUGCAAUCUCGCAACGUUCCGAACAUCCCUCCUGUUGAAUACGAGGGCGACGUGCCAUCGGUCCUCAUUACAAGGGACGCUGAAGACGACAUCAUUUACAUCGACGACGGCUGCCGGCAAACGACAAGGACGCAAAAGUUUCUAAGCGCGUCAUGGGUAUGCGGCGACCCGAAGGUGCUCAGUGCUGUGAUUUUUCGCCGGAUACGAUACCGCCUAGUCCUGCAGUUCGCCGGGUACCCUCUCACAAAGUUCAGAGGAACGGAUGAGCUGCUCCAUGGCGUACACGACGCCUUUAUUGCUCUACACGAUGCAUAUGGUAUCACUAAUCGUCUUCAUUGCGACAUAACGCCGGGGAACAUCAUCCUGUAUCAUGACGGUUCACCGCCCACCGGUUCACCGCCCACUGAGGAGCCGCGCAAGGGCUACCUCGUUGACUGGGAGCUAUCGUUCGACCCCUCCGCAAAAAGAGAAAAGACUCGCCGCCGCGAUGCAUCGAUGUAUUGGCAGUUCGCUUCUCUCGACAUACUCGAAAAGGAGGACGCACCGCACACGAUACAAGACGACAUGGAGUCCAUAUACUAUGUCGUCUUGUAUUGUGCACUCCUUUACCUCCCACACCUCAUCGAAGUGAACGAACUCCUUCGUCUGCUUGGCUUGAUAUUCGAUUUCAGCACCAUCAAGAAUGGAACACGUGCGGGUGGUGGCAUGGUCAAAUCCGCGGAUCUUCGUGAGGGCGCAUACACGGGGUCCCUUCCUUGGACUGAGGGCAGCAGGCCGAUCAGGAAAUGGCUGGAAUUCGUUCGAGGCGAAAUCAACCUGCACCGCUAUAACCCCCCGAAACCUCCAGCCCCCGCCGUUCACGCCGACGGCUGGACCCCGGCUUCUUUCAAAACGUUCUGGGAUGCCUUCUUCACUAAAUACGGCUCGAAUCUUCCCCGCGAGGACCGCACAGACCACAUCAAAGCGAACGGCGCUCGCUUCGCAAAGACAGCGCCCCGUGGCGCGCUAGGAAUCGCGUUCCAGCCCACUAUACCCUGCGCCUACAGCCCCUACGAUGCUUCCACGACGGAUUUGACAUCUGCGACGGCAGCACCGCACGCAAGCAGCUCCACUGCGGACCCAACUUUAGAGCUAUGGCGCGCACCACGCGACCCUACCGGACGAGUCUCACCACCAUCGCCGGACGUUGGACCUUGGCUUGCGGUGGCAGACACUCCUGGUUCGACCACCCCGGUUCCCCAAACGCCGGGGGCGACUGUUGGACUAUCCGGCCCCGUCCACAACUUAACGAUCCAUCCGCCCGCUAAGAUCGAAGGCCUAUACACGCCGUUUCUCUUCGAUGGACCCUAUCCCCCGCCUGAUACCUCCACCAACGACGCUCAAGGUGGGACGAAGUCCAAGGGCAAGUCGACCUCCGUCGACGCUAGGCCCACCAAAAAGCCCCGACGCUCCACUAGCAAAUCUUAG
Trametes versicolor FP-101664 SS1 is the source of this 2874-nucleotide messenger RNA. RefSeq lists its product as uncharacterized. Lineage: Eukaryota; Fungi; Basidiomycota; Agaricomycetes; Polyporales; Polyporaceae. The coding region runs from base 1 to 2874 and encodes 957 amino acids. The record is from RefSeq and is a predicted model, not a curated record. The transcript is spliced from 6 exons.